This is a messenger RNA of Diaporthe amygdali, 723 nucleotides long. RefSeq lists its product as uncharacterized. The record is from RefSeq and is a predicted model, not a curated record. The coding region runs from base 1 to 723 and encodes 240 amino acids. The transcript has a single exon. NCBI's taxonomy places the organism in Eukaryota, Fungi, Ascomycota, Sordariomycetes, Diaporthales, Diaporthaceae.
AUGGAAGCAACUGUACUCGGUGCGGCGGUGACCGCGGCCGUUGUGGCAACCCCGGUGCUGUUUGUGCGCCGUUGGAGACGAAGGCGCAUCAACAAAGAGUUGGAAGACACACUGAGUCUAGCGCGCGGGCUACAAGACCCCGAGAAGAGGCGACAAGUCUUCUUCGAUGUGGCACACCGCUUUGCCGCGAACAACGGAUCUCCGGUGAGUUUCACAGACAGCUACGAGGACAAGGUAUACCUCGAUGUGGUUGAGGAACCCACUGGCGCAUGCAACAUCACUGCCAUCGAUCCACACAAUUUCCGAUUCGCCAUUCACAAGAAGCUAUUCAAGUGGAAGGUUUGGGUCGCAGUUGACGCAGAGCUCGAUUUCUCAUCCUACCACGAGGCCUCGUCUCAUUCCCGUGACCCGACUGGAGCCGACAAUGACACCGACAAUGCACAAUCAACACUGGUGAGGCGAGCACUCGACGAGCCCCUUACUUUCGCAAUUAUGACUAUCAUGGAUGAGGUCUUCGCGAGGCUCCGUGUGCAGGCCAAAGGGUCCCACCAUGUUCCUGACGAGGUCGACCUGGAGAUACUCGUUUGGGACACCGUUAUUUCACUGAACUUCAACACACGCACGCUGAAGGCUGAGACGCACUGGAUUGGGAACAUCGGUGACAAUCGACCGUCGAGAAGAAGCUGGGUCAUUAUACCCCUUCCUUUCUUUUUUGACUCCUGA